Messenger RNA from Cryptomeria japonica (Japanese cedar), 3956 nucleotides. RefSeq names its product transcription termination factor MTERF9, chloroplastic-like. The record is from RefSeq and is a predicted model, not a curated record. Gene Ontology annotation, molecular function: double-stranded DNA binding. Gene Ontology annotation, biological process: regulation of DNA-templated transcription; chloroplast organization. The transcript has a single exon. Gene Ontology annotation, cellular component: chloroplast. NCBI's taxonomy places the organism in Eukaryota, Viridiplantae, Streptophyta, Pinopsida, Cupressales, Cupressaceae. The coding region runs from base 60 to 1184 and encodes 374 amino acids.
GGCAACACUAUGUUUAUUUCAGAUUCCAACCCUCUCGUUGCAGCAACUCCAGGAACACCAUGAACACCAUGUUAUGCCGCAAACUGUUUGUUUUACCACUCCAUUUUCGCAAUGCCUAUUCAACCCAUUCUCAUUCUCAGAACCUCUUUUCGCACUUUGCCUCCACCAGAUUUAACAUGUCUGCGGCCCACAUCACUCAGAUGUUUAAACGGGCCCCCUACUUGCAGAGGCUUCAAACCCUCGACAAGGUCGAGCAGUUUGUUGAUAUGUUGAACAGAUGCGGCUGCUCUGAAGUCCAAAUUGCCAAGAUAAUGUUGAAACGGCCGCAAAUAAUCAGCAUAAGUGCAGAAAGAAUAUUGGAACCCAAAAUCAAACUGCUGGAAGAUUUCGGCUUUCAAGGUGAAACUUUGGCGAAGCUUUUGGCGAGCUAUCCAUACAUCUUGAGCGUCAGCCUUGAGAACGACCUUCUUCCCAAGAUGGAGUUUCUUAAGAAUCUAUUUCGGUCCCAGGAGUUCCUCGUCCAAUUCCUGCUUAGGACCCCAUCCAUUUUCGGUUAUACCCUGGAGAAGACCCUGAAGCCCUCGGUUGUUUUCUGGGAGAGAUGGGGUUUUCAGGGAACGGAGCUCUUCCAACUCUUACGUUAUAGACCGGUCAUUCUGCAACGCUCUUCUCUAACGCCUGCCCAAGCUGAUCUCAUUCGGGAGAUUGGCGUCGACAAAGGAAGCAAGAUGUUCAAAUAUAUUGUAGGUGCGGUAGCUACUAGCCGAAUGGAAACGCUAAUGGCCAAGAUAGAGAAUCUCAAACUCCGCGGGCUCUCGGCUGAAGAAAUCUGGCAAUUAUGUCGGGUUGUACCUCAAGUCCUUCGUUACUCCAAGGUAAGAGUUAGUGAAACGAUGGACUUUGUAGUUAAAGACGUGGAGCACCCUGCAAAUUAUAUAGUUAAGCACUCCUGGUUGUUGAAAAUAAAUUUGGAAAAGGUUAUAAGGCCAAGGUUUCUAGUUCGGCAGAAAAUCAAAUCCAUGAAUGGCCCGAGCCUUUCUCUUUCGUCAGUAUUGACGAUGACAGAGGCAAGGUUUGUUAGAAAUAUUAUUAGAGGACAUCCUGAAUCUACAACGCUGUGGACAAUUUAUGAAAAUGCCAUCUCUAAUGCCUCCAACCACACACAGAGCUCAAUCCAAUGUUAAUUUGUAUUUUUGGAAAUGAGCAGUGAGAGUGAGGACUCAAAAACCACAAGAAACAUAUUAAUCAAGGUACGAUAUUCAACAACAGAAGCUACGUUCAUAUUCCUCUGCCAUGCAUUCUGUGUCUAAUUGUUCUUUAAGCAAGGUAUGCAUAGUUGUUACUGUCUUUUAAAGUGAGCUAAUUGCUUUCACUGCAGUCAUUCAGUACGAUGUAAUUGGUGACUAUUUAAUAGCUAGAAAUUUUGUUGCAUCUGAAAGGCAUUUCAUUAAAUCGCAUCAUUAUGUUUGGAAUGAGAGUUAUGCUAGAGGAAGGAGUGAACAGUUAAACAUAAUUUUCAGCAAACAAGUUUUCCAGCCUUAAAAUAUUUUCGGAAGCUGUAAUCUUGGAUUUGAUGUAGUAUCAUUUAGAACACCUGAAUCAUUUUUUCUUAACAUUGUUAUGUAUGUCCUUCAAAGAAAUUGUUAAAAUCAGUACACUAGAACAGUAGGUUCUUCCAUUUACAGUGGAAGUUCUUUAGCAGUUGGACAGCAUCACAAAACAUUAUUAGAUGGAAGUCAUAGUUAAUAAAAAUAAGCAUAUAUUUGGGGCUCCAGGUCAUUUCAGGCUCUAACUAGGCAAACUUGCAUUUCAAAAUAAAUUGGAUUUUUAUGGAUUCCAAUUUAGGAUAACAUCGAGAAUAUAUGAAUCAAAUCCGUAAAUUCUUUUAAAAUGAUGGAGCAAGCGGCAAACUCCUAAAUUUUAAUAAACUACUCGCUGUCUUACAUCUAGGAGAUAUUAAGUUGGAGAAAUUGCUCACGAGUCAAUGAAUUUGUGGUCAUUGAUAGACCAAACAAAUUGCUCAGGGUUUAGAGUUAAUGAAUAUGUGGUCAUUGAUAGAUCAAUUAAAUUGCCCAGGAUUUAAAGAAGUUGAUACUAGAAAAAGUGAAUGCCGUAAACGAAGAUUGGGGUUCUAGCCUUAAACCUGAAGGUUUUUAAUAAUGUUUUAACAAAGUGUUCUCAAGAGUGAUCGAGUCUCAGACAAAUUUUACCGAGUAACAUGGAAAUGUAGAAGCCAUUGCAGAUUUCUAUUAAAAUCAUUCAAGUUGACCUAGUCAAGGCAGCGACACUCACUGCUGCUGGCUUGGCUCAGACUUUCAGAGUCUCAAAUUAUGGUUUUAAGCAUGCUACAAUUUUCAUUGCGAAAUUUUGUAACACCAUACCAAUCAUGUAAUCGGUUGAUGGUUUUUUAAUUAAUUUACCUAUGUUCUAUAUAGAGCCAUCUAAAGCAGCGUCACAUGCAUCUAACACUGACAGCUAUUUUCAUUUUCCGUUAUCAAAUAGCUUGUCACAUAUUGGCAAACAUGGCCAAAUUACAGGUUACUUUCUGUGGCUUUUUAUUUGUGUUUUACCAUCAUCAAGUAGUAUACUAUAGAUACAUUUAAUUUGCACAUGCAAAUUCAUAAAUAAAAACUAGUAUGCUUGGACAGAUCAAUGCAAAACAAAUAGGAACACACAAAAGUAUUUUGUUAACAGCACCUAGAAAGAAAUUCGUAGGAAUUCACUUUAAAUGUUGAUCAGAAGAGCUUUGUCAAAUAUCUUACUGCAAAAAUAAUUGUAGAAUCAAAAAGGAAAUAUCUACCAUAGAAUGAAUCUAGAAACCAUGCUUGAUUGGUCUAGAAUUUAUGAGAAAAAGCUGCAGACGGUGCCUACGAAUUUAUUCUCCUUUGUUCCAUUAGAUUGUCUUGGCAGGUCAUGGGUAGCGACACAACCAAUUUUGGUUUGUUUUGGCAGGUGUAUUGAUUAAGUUGAAAAUUUUCCAGAAAAGAAAUAGCUUAAAGUUGAGUGGUAUUGAAUGUAUAUGCCUCUGCUCUGCUCUUCAGCACUUCAAACUACCCUCGCUGUAUCGAAAUGUGCAAGUACGAAUGUGGAGGCAUAGACAAAGCAUGUGUAGUGUUUGACAAAAUGCUUCAAAGAAGUGUGAUCUCAUGGAAUGCCAUGAUUGCAGGAUAUACUCAAACUGGAUGUUGAAAAGCCUUUAGAAACUUUCAAGAAAAUGCAAUUGGAAGGUGUAAAGCCAAAUUCUACAGCCUUUGCCAGUAUCCUCCCUGCCUGUGUCAAAUGGGAGCUUUGAAACAGGGUAUGGACAUCCAUCAAAGCGUAGAGGAUAGAUGAAUUUUGUAGUUGCCACUGCCCUGGUUGACAUGUAUGCAAAAUGUGAAGCAUAAACAAGUCAUCUGAAUUGUUUCAGAGAAUUCCUCAAAGAAAUGUGGUUUUAUGGACUGCAAUGAUUGCAGGAUACGUACAGAAUGGAUUUAUUGAAAAGGCUUUAGAAACUUACAAGAAAAUGCAAUUGGCAGGUGUAAAACCAAAUUCCACAACCUUUGCCAGCAUUCUUCACACUUGUGCCAAAAUGGGAGCAUUGACAUAGGGUGUGGAUAUCCAUCAAAGCAUAAUGGUUGGGUGAUUUUAUUCAAGCAUUAGAGUUGGAAAUGCUCUGGUAGACAUGUAUUCAAAAUUUGGAAACAUAGAAAAGGCAUGCAAACUGUUUGACAGAAUGCCUCGAAGAGAUGCCAUCUCAUGGUAGGCAAUGAUUGCAAGAUAUGCUCAAAUGGAUAAUUGAAGGAUGCUUUCAAAAUCUUUGAAUUAACGAAGCAUUCUGGAACAUAUCUUGACAUAUAGCAUGUGCAUAUAAUGCACAUAAAAAAGAGAAAUUCAAAAUACCAUUCAUCAAUUUUGAAAUAUGAUUUAAAUGAGGCAAUUGCAAUAAUAAUUGCAACACAACGUUGAAUCAGAGA